Messenger RNA from Candidula unifasciata, 691 nucleotides. NCBI's taxonomy places the organism in Eukaryota, Metazoa, Mollusca, Gastropoda, Stylommatophora, Geomitridae. The record is from the annotation of a GenBank genome assembly.
AGCCGAAUAAUACCCUGAUCAAAACAAGCAAAAAUGUUUAUGACAGAAAGAAUGUUGAGUAUUUUAUGAGGUGUUUAUUUGACUACUUAAACCGUGGAUCUCAGAUUACUGGCUCACAAAUUUCAAUCACUCUUGUUGGAAGUGAAGAUGCUUUACAAAUAUUACGUACAGGGUUACAGUCUCGUGGUCUCAGGAAACUAUCACCAGAAGCUGCUGGUAGCUCUGCUGACCUGAAAACAUGUGAAAUCUGUGUAUCGAAAAAGCCUAUUUAUCCGGUCAAAUGCUGUGACAAACAUAUAUGUCUGGACUGUCAACGAAAAAUGACAAUAUGUCCCUAUUGUCGCUCAUUUUGGAGCAUUUUGAUUGGCGACCAGCCAACAGGCACCAUGACAGUUCAUAUUAUAGAUGAUUAUGCUGAUGGUUAUGAGAGUGCCCGUGCUUUGAAAAUUGAGUAUACAUUUCCUUCUGGAAUACAACAGAAAUGUCAUCCAAAUCCAGGACGACUUUACACGGGCGUAAGUCGUAAAGCCUUUUUGCCUGCUACUAAAGAUGGCUUUUGUGUGUUAAAACUUCUGCGGCUGGCAUUUCUUCGAAAGCUCACUUUCACCAUCGGCCGUUCUUUAACAAUGGACAGAGAAAACACCAUUGUUUGGAAUGAUAUUCAUCACAAAACAAGUCUUCAUGGUGGAAU